AUGUCAGGCGUAAUCAACGACAUCAAGAGCGCGCCCGAGACCUUCACAUCAUGGGACAAGUGCAUGUCCAAGGCCUACUGCAAAUGGCCGGUGAUCGCAGGCAUAGUCAUUGGAUCAUUGAUUAUCCUCAGCGUGCUCUUCUGCCUCGUGCAGUGCCUAUGCUGUGGAUACUCGUGCGCGAAGAUGCUUUGUUGUUGCUGCAACGGCUGUGAUUGCGGAGGGAAGGAUAGACGGAGGAACAAGGACGACAGAUCAUCGAAGUACCAGGACAGCAGCUACCACCAACUUCAUCAGCCAAACCCAUAUUCAGGCUAUCAGCCGCCCGCCGCUAUGGCUCCCGCCUAUGGAGCCCCUCAGACCGCGAGAUUCGAAUCAGACACGAAAGGAGGUGAUGCUCUUCCUGCAAUGCCCAGCUGGGACAACGCGGUUUCACACCGAGUCGAAGUCCACGACCCACAGCCCAAGCAUGAAGAUGUCGAGAUGGGUCGUCUCAACCCUCACAGCGGCCGCGGUGGCUAUGACCAGGUUCCUUUGUCGCCCACGUCUCCAACACACGCCAUCCCAGGCUACUUCCCACCUGGAGCCGUUGCAGGCGGAGCAGCAGCAGGAACAGGAUAUGGCUCCUCUUCAGACCUAGGCAAUCAGCGCCUCAACCAGCAACACACCGGCUACAGAGGCGUCGACUACGAUCAGCCUCAAGUACCCACAUCACCCGCACCGACAUAUCAAACACACGCACAUCAGCCGUCCGGCGACCGCUUCAUAGCCGGCGCUGCAUCUCCAUCGCCAUACGGCUAUCAAUCGCAACAACAGCCGCAACACGGGAGCAACACUCCAUAUAAUCACGAUUCACCAUAUCACGACGACUACAAUAACCGGUCCUUCUCUCCGCCAGCUCCAACGCCGCGGUCAAACACAUUUUCGCCGCCUCCAGCAGGUACGAUGCCUACGAGCAACAGCUAUAAUUCUUUCAACAGCACACCAUCACAGUAUGCCACACCAUACGAGGCGCCGCAGCAGCAGUCAUACGGUGGAUAUGGCAAUGCGGUGACAUCGCCAACGUAUCACGAGGCGGAGGCUUCAGGGGCAAGGCCGCCUUCGUUACUGCAGGUCGGGAGAAAGGCUGUGCCGGGUUCCACAAGGGAAGUGUAA
Molecule: messenger RNA, 1152 nt
Organism: Cyphellophora attinorum
Lineage: Eukaryota; Fungi; Ascomycota; Eurotiomycetes; Chaetothyriales; Cyphellophoraceae
Exons: 1
Coding region: 1-1152 (383 amino acids)
Cellular component (GO): cellular bud neck; plasma membrane
Source: RefSeq, a predicted model, not a curated record